UGCAGCCGGUCACGAGGACAGAAAACGUUCAUAUCGGGGCGUGUUCCAGCCCCUUGGACCACGGGCACGGGCCUGUUCCGGAUCAACCGCCAAUAGCAAGUGAGCUCCGAGUCGUACCAAGUAUACUCUUUUCUCCCCCGCACGAGCAAACGGUCUCCGCUCGGAUACCAAUCUAUCGCCAUUCGCCCUGCUCGUGGAGAAACAGGAGGUGAUAGCCAAGUCUUGGCAUCUGCUUCCACCGUACAACGUUCAUCCUCUGACUUGACUACAACGCCCCUGAUAGCUUUGGCCAACGAACCCUACCGAUGGGAGAACUGAUACCAGCUUAAGACCCCUCAGCAGCGCUAGCAAGGAUUCUCCAAAGAUCGGCACCACGGCAAACGGCAAACGGCAGAGCCAAACCCAAAAUUCCCCCGCAGAUGCGCCUUAUCAUCCAGUCCACCUCCCGUUCUCCGAGCUGGUCGCUUCCCUAUCACCCUAUCAUCCUAUCAACGAUCAAGAUCAGCCUUUCAUCAUUCGCUGUUCUCGCCGUCUUAUCUUCGGCCUUUUGAACCUCCCCCCGCUCUUUGUCAGAGCCGCUUCCUUGAGGUCUUUGUUCGGAUCCCCAUUCAUCCAUACUCCUCUAUCAUCUCUCCUACUACCUGCUCCCGGAUUCACCCAAUAUUGCCUGGGCAUGGACACGAUCAAAAUCCCAUCUCCCUCGACGAUUCUAGACUCGCCCGACCCCCUCCCGGUGUCCACGCGGGGCAAGCCUGCUUCGCCUCCGAAAAGGACCAAGCAGAUUACUACGGCCUCCAACAAACCCAAGCAAACCAAGAGUCGCAAUGGUUGCAUCACCUGCAAGGCGAAGCGGUUAAAGUGCGACGAGACCAAGCCGACCUGUCACCAGUGCCACCGGCGAAAGGUUCCAUGUGGUGGAUACAAGAAGGAUUUUAAAUGGCGGCCCUUCGAGGAGACUAACGUGGCGAUUGGACGGCCGACCGCGACCAAGGGUAAGAAAGCGAAUCCUUCUUCUCAACGACGCGUUUCGGUCGGAGAUCCGGAAAACUUUCCCUCACCCCCGACGACCGUCCAACCAGCCUCGCCGACCAUUCCACAAUCCGUUGCCUUCAACAAUUCACCACCAGAUUCCUCCUUGCAUAGCUCGCCUAGAAGUAUCAAAAGCCACUUGUCUGCAGAUGCCCAUUCUGUAGAUGACUUUGGCGUCCUCAAGGAUGAAGGAUCCACGGGCGACGAGAACACCCCGAUUGGCGGCGUUUCGAUGCCGGUAGACUCGGAUCCAUUGGAUUUUCUUUCUUUUCUGGAACCAUUCGAACACUCGGUGCCUUUUUCUGAUGAUUUGACGUCAGACCCGGGAGCAUUUCUAUUUGGCCCUCAGGAGUUUCAGCCUGCACCUGGCACUGGGAAUGAGGAGCUCAGUUUCUCCCGGCUGCUGGAGGAUGACAGUGAGGAUAUCGAGGAGAUUAUCCGACAGUCUGAUCCCGGUGAAGGGCCUUGGAGCAUGAGCUUCUCGGGCUCAGCCGACAAUCCGUUUCAUUUGUCACGAUUCCCCAAUCAGCCCUCCCUACCACCGGAAAGCCAAGAGAUGCUGACAAUGCGAUUCGAUCAACUGACGUGUGGGAUACUAUCUAUCAAAGAUGGUAUGAUGGAAAACCCAUGGCGAACUCUUAUCUGGCCUUUGGCAAAAAGCACCCCCGCUUUACACCAUGCCAUCCUCUCCUUGUCUGCCUUCCACGCUGCCAAGGAGAAUCCAUCAAUGCGCGUUCAAGGUGUGAAGCACAUGCGACAGAGCAUCCUUUGUCUACGGCAGCAAAUUCAGAGCAUGCGAGCGGACACGGCAUUGGCGACUAGUCUCGCUUUGGCGUUUGCUGAUACCUGGGACCAGAAUACUCGCACGUGUAUCCAGCAUCUACGAGGUGCAAAGGCCUUGAUGUUGCAGGUCUUGAAUGCCGGUCUCCAGGGCGGUCUUCAACCAGAAGAACUUGAUCGUAUCCGAUUUUUGUACAAUACUUGGACCUACAUGGAUGUUAUCGCACGGUUGACCUCGCUUGAUGAGUCAGGUCCUCAGGAUUUCAAUCCUUCCAUCUUCCAUUUACCAACCGAUGCGGUGCAUGAGAUUGACCCGUUGAUGGGAUGUGCCGCUACACUGUUCCCACUGAUUGGCAAAGUUGGAAGAUUGGUUCAGCGCGUUCGAAAGACUUCCACCAACUCGUUGUCCAUCGUCUCCCAAGCCAUGGAGCUCAAGGCUCUCGUUGAAGAGUGGGAGCCUCCGCGUUGGUUUGAACCACCAGAAGAUCCUACGUCCGAAGUGCAGCACAGCAUCCAGAUGGCGUAUGCCUAUCGCUGGGCAACUCUGCUGUAUCUGCAUCAAGCAGUUCCAGAGUUGCCGUCCGAGCCGGCUGAAGAACUCGCCAAGCGUGUUCUGAUCUUGUUGGCUACCGUGCCACCUACCUCGCGCACCACCAUUAUCCAGAUGUUCCCUCUUUUGGCUGCCGGUGCUGAAGUGGACUCGGAAGAAGACCGCAAGUGGGUUCUGGAGCGAUGGGCUGUUGUCCAGUCGCGCCUCAUGAUUGGCGGUGUCGAUCGCUGUCUGGAUGUCAUUCGAGAAGUCUGGGCUCGACGGGACAAGCUCAAGGCUGAACAGCGGGAGCAGCAACAGCAAGAGAUGUUGGCUACUCGGAGAACCGCCUCCUUUUCAAGCGAAAAUAAGGGCAAGGUUACCUCUCCGUUGCAACGAUCGACCGAUAACGGCAGAGCCUUCCAUAGGCGCGUCAACUCGGGUGAUCAUUCUGACAGAUCCAUGCGAAGACAGUCGGUAUCUACUGCAAGUAAGACUGGUCAGCCAAGGAGAGGAUCUGCCCUCUCUUCGCUGGAGAACAUUGAGUUCGAAAGAACGAUUCGAAGCAGGUUGCAUUGGGUGAAUAUUAUGGGAGAAUGGGGGUGGGAAGUGUUCCUUGGUUAAAACAAUUUCCCCUGGUCUACUUGGACUCGAAGUUAAAAUGAUAUUACUCUCGACCUGACUCCUCUGCUUUGACAAUGCAAAGCCGCCAAGGUCAAGAUCAGCUCAGUUCCUCGAAACUUUUUCGAACACACUAAUUACGAUUCACGAAACAGUCCGAGCGCUUUCUUAUUGCGAGUAUUUGUCUUGAAAUCUCUUUUUCAAUUUUUUUUUGGUUUCCUGCAAAUUUGGCAGUCAGCGCGGCGUUCUCGGGUCUUGCUGCUACUUUUUAUUUUGUUCUACCUUUUCGUUCCACAGAUGUGAUCUUAUGAUGAUAGUGUUUUGCAUAAAGGGUUGACUUUGUUUCUACCUCUACGACUCUGUUUAUCUGACUGCAGACCUAUGAUCUAGGUACUAAUAGCCACUCAGUCUUGGCUGAUGAUGAAUUAUAUCACCCUAUUCAUCCACUGCACCUAUCCCAAUCACCCGAUGCGUACCAAUCUGAAUCCAAUAUUCGCUACAAUGAAAAGCCUCCCAAUAAAACCCAUCAAGCACCAUUCAAGUUUGAUCAUUCUCGACUCCCAGACACGCCGUGCAGCCUUGCAAUACCUGACUUAUCUUCAACAUUGCACAACCUGUAAACAUGCCUUCGUCUCCCAGUGGCAAUGCAGGAUACAUAAGCUUGCGAACCCUACAGCAUCACUUUCCACCCUUUUACUCCCUUAUUUGAAGCCACGUGCGCCUUUCAGUUGUACUUCUUGGAUUUGCCAUCCUCGUCUACGGGGCUCAUUAAAUCUUGCGGCAAACUUCCACUGCGCUUGAUGUUGCGUAGGGAAGAUUGAUAGCGCCUGCGUUGAUGCGGGCCAUUGAUGGGUUUUUACGAGCGCACGUCAUAUCCAUAGAUACAUCUUGUUGCCCAACGCGCGCUUUUCAGGAUGAUCUGGGCCUGGAUACUGCAGCUAAAAGAUAUUGAUCCAGAAUCUCUACUGGGUGUAUUCCUACCAAAACAAACUCAAAUUGAUAAGGUCAUACGAGAAGCUAAACCCACC
Molecule: messenger RNA, 3987 nt
Organism: Penicillium brasilianum
Lineage: Eukaryota; Fungi; Ascomycota; Eurotiomycetes; Eurotiales; Aspergillaceae
Source: the annotation of a GenBank genome assembly